GUCCAUGGACUUCUGCGACGUCCUGCUGGUGGGUUUCCCUGGCUUGAUCGACGGGCGCGUGCUGCGCGCGCUGCGGUCGCUGCCGCGGCGCACGCUCAUUCCGCUCAUGCAGGAAAGCAUCGUGUUUCAAGGUUUGAUCGAAUACAUCUGGACAUCGCGUGUGCGCCUCUAUCACUAUGUCAAGUCCCUGCAAACAGUAGUCCAGCUUGGCAUCCUGCUUCUGUGGUGGCAGACCCGGAGCCAGCAACUUGUGGCCGUCUACUGGGGCCUUUUCAUGGGGAUUCUGGCAACGCAGCUGUCCAGCCUUGUGCUGUGCCUCUGCCGACUGGAGCUUCCCUACAUCCGGGCUGUCUUCCAGUCAGGCUAUGGCUUGCGUCUAGUCUCAGCCAGCUGGGGUGCCUGGUACCAACUCCCAUUGUCAGAGUACAAGUCACCCCUCGCAGUCAACGUGGCAUUAUGUAUCACUGUUAUUGUCUACGACUGCCGCGUUCUGAAGCCUUUUGGCCUUCCUGUCGGCCAAAGCCUGCUGCCAAUCCUCAACGCUGCCGGCAGUCUGGAGUUUGCAGCUAUGUCAGCAGUGAUAAGUCUGGCGCUUCUGGCCACGUUCCUCUACGUCUGCAUUGAGUUUGAGGAAGACCUGGGAUUUCCGUCCAAUGCCUUCCAGACCUGGCAAACUCUGAUGGUUGGUGAGCCAACGUUGGUUGACUCAAGAAUUUCCUCGCAGGAUGUGAUUCGCUAUCUUUCUGUAUCCGCAUGUUUCCUUGUGUGCAACACCGUGUUGAUGAACAUCUUCAUCAACGUGACGGGUGCGUCGUAUCUGCAGGAACGAGCCAGUGUUGUGGGCACAUUUGCCGUGGAGCGGUUGCGUAUUUGUGUGGCAAGCACGUCAGUCUCCGCUUGUGUGCGGCAUUCUGUCAUGGGAGCCUUUACUCUCGUCUGGUCGCUAUGGCUCACCUACCUUCUGCUCACCGCCGAGUUCUCGGGCGCUGUGCCCGUGAUCGUUGCCACAGUCACCUUUUAUGCUACGUUCUUCUGUGCCGGGCGCGCAGCGAAGGCAGCCGUGGCGGACCUAGAUUCAGAGAACUCCGAGCUGCGGUAUUUGUGGAUUUGCCGCCGGGCCAAUCGACCGGGCGCCGCCGUGGCCUCGCAGACCCGGCGCGGGCAGCAGAGCGCCCUGGAGCAGGUCAGGGCACUGCAGGCCCGCUUCGGGAAGGCCAAGGACGAAACCGAGUCGGUGGUGGAAGUUUGA
Symbiodinium sp. CCMP2456 is the source of this 1249-nucleotide messenger RNA. Lineage: Eukaryota; Dinophyceae; Suessiales; Symbiodiniaceae. The record is from the annotation of a GenBank genome assembly.